AUGAAAUGGAAGGACGGCUACGACGAGAGAAACACCAUGCUGAACGUGAAACUGUCGAAAACCAUCGGUCUGUAUCAAAUUUUGGACCCGAAAAGCCCGCGGACGUUCGGCUACAACGUUUACCACGUUAUCGCGACGGUGCUGUUGGCGUACGAAAUGGUCGUGCUGUCGCUGUCGCUGACGGGCAUCUAUUAUUGGAUCAGUAACCUGUCGUACAUGGCCCCGCAAAUCGGAUACUCCACGAACGUCCUGUGCACGUGUUACAAAAUAUGGCUACUGAUCCAGCACCCCGGACGGCUGAGAAGUUGCAUCGAGGUGGCCUGCAUCGAUUUCAUGGCGACCGGACGCUUUGGCGCGGCGCUCUUCCGGCGGACACGCGCCAAAACGAUCAGGGUCACCAGGGCUUACGUGAUGAUGGGUUUUCUGAUACUGUCCAUGUACAUCGUAACCCCGCUGGUUUUCAACGAUAACUACUUGCUGCUGAAGGGCCCCGACGGCGUACGGCACCAGUACCAUCUGAGCGUGUUCAACGUGUUCUUCCCGGUGACCAGCGCGGCGUACAACAGAUUCUUCAUGCUGUUCCACGUCUUCGAGAUCGUGUUCGGUUACGUAUGGGUCGUCUAUUCGCACGUUUUCGAUCUGUUCGUGGUGACCAUGUGUUACGCGAUAUCCUGCCAGCUGAACACGAUCGGCGUUGUUUUCGCGACGCUGGGGCAAAAGAUGGCCGAUUACCGCGGCGAGUGUAAAACGACAAUAACACGCGUCCAUAAUGACCGCGAAACUACAGGUUGUCGAGGUUCCACAUUGUGUAUUAAGAGGAAUCUCUUUUGUCCAUAG
Molecule: messenger RNA, 837 nt
Organism: Cinara cedri
Lineage: Eukaryota; Metazoa; Arthropoda; Insecta; Hemiptera; Aphididae
Source: the annotation of a GenBank genome assembly